Messenger RNA from Sitodiplosis mosellana (orange wheat blossom midge), 507 nucleotides. RefSeq lists its product as uncharacterized. NCBI's taxonomy places the organism in Eukaryota, Metazoa, Arthropoda, Insecta, Diptera, Cecidomyiidae. The coding region runs from base 90 to 500 and encodes 136 amino acids. The transcript has 2 exons. The record is from RefSeq and is a predicted model, not a curated record.
ACGACAACGAUGACAAAAUCGAAAUCGAAUUGAUCUUGAACGAUGGUCAACGCACAAAAAUACGCAUUGAACGAGAAAUUUGGUUGUACAUGGGUUUGUCGGGUGAUUUGCUUGGAACGCUAACGGUUUUCGAAGGAGCUAUCGUUAAAUUACAAUCCGACAACACAAUCGAAGUUGAAUUACCCUCGAACGAUGGUCAACGUAAUACAAUUCUCAUUGCACGGGACAUUUGGAUGCACAUGGUGUUGGCUUUGCCGAACGAUUUAUUGGGAUUGCCAACAUUCGAUGGUGUCGAGUUUCAGCAGCCCAAUGCAAUCGAAAAUAUUACUGCCGAUCGUAUUUCUGAAGAAAACGAAGAAGUCAACAACGACCACUACGACGGCGACGCCGAAGAAGAAAGUGACACUGACACGGAAGGUUCAAGCGAUGAUUCAUAUGGCCCAACUGAUUCCCCAAAUAAACGAGAUGCUGCUUUGUUUGCUCUCUACCACGGACAAUAACAAAAAA